This is a messenger RNA of Rhizophagus irregularis DAOM 181602=DAOM 197198, 2146 nucleotides long. Lineage: Eukaryota; Fungi; Glomeromycota; Glomeromycetes; Glomerales; Glomeraceae. The record is from RefSeq and is a predicted model, not a curated record.
AUUAGACCAAAUAAUAGUCCAUCAGAAGAUGAAGCAGGAUUCGCGUCAUUACGUGCAAAUUUUCGAUGGGAUUGUGAAUUAGCAAUGGCAGAUAUUCUCCUUUUCCAUGCAAUUUUACAAGUUGUUGGAGGAAGUGAAAUUAAAGGGGCAUUUAACUUACGUAAAGCAUGGAAAACUUAUUCAAAAGUUCGUGACGAAAUUGAUCGAAUUAAACGUGAUGCGGGAAAAAAUGAUCAUAAGCAUGAAUUAAGUAGUUCAAGUAAUAGGUGGAGUCUUGGAAGUGCAAUAUUAGGAAGAGGAAGUAUAAGUAAUAUGGUUGGUUUUGGUGGGAAUAAGAAUCAAGAUGGAUCAAGCGCUACGCUUGAUGGGAUUAAUAAUAAUGUAGAAAUAUACUCUGAUAUUGAAGAUUGUUUGGAAUUCGGAAUUGGAGUCUUUUAUUUUAUCUUGUCAAUUGUUCCCGGUUCAUUUCAAUCAAUAUUAAAAGCGAUUGGAUUUAAUGCAGAACGUGAUGAAGGUAUCCAAAUGUUAGAAAAUUGUUAUCUUCGUGAUGGUGUUAGAGCACCUUCCGCGGCGUUUUUCCUUCUCGUAAAUUAUUUAUUCCUCUCGCGUGGACUUGCUGAUCCAACAUUGUCAUUAAACAAAGCCGGUUCAAUCGUACAGGAAUGCGUUAAAAAAUAUCCAAAAAGUUCACCAUUUCUAUUUAUGGCAUGUCAGCAAGCCAGAAAGACCGGACAAAUAAAAGAAGCAUUAAAUCACAUAACAAAUGGAAUAUAUAGCUGUGAAAUGAUUGGAGUAACAAGUACAAAUUAUAGAUUUGAAAAGGGGAUGACAUACCUAAUAAAUCUUGAUUUUACAGCAGCAAAAGACAUAUUUGAGUUAUUAUUUUAUGGUAAUACAAUAGUAUUUACAGGUAAAAAUGGAUCCAUAAGGCUUCAUGGAUCUAUUCGUGGAUCAAUACAUGGAUCUUCACGUUUGCUUUCAAAGGAUGGAAGUACAAAGAAAGAUAAUUCAUUAUUGAAAUUCUUUGAAUUUGAAUUAAGACCAUUUUGUGGAUUAUGUUUAGCAGGAUGUUAUCUUAUUCUUAAAUCAAGUCAAAUAGCUAUGAAAGAAGCUUUGGAUGUCCUUAAACAAACAAAAGCUAUGACAAAUCAAAAUAAUGAAAACAAUAGCAUAACAAAUAGUAUUGGAUUAUUAGGCACAAGUGCAAGCGGAUUGGUUGGAUUUGGAGUAGGAGGAAAUAAUAAUUCUGAUAAAAAAGAACCAAAAACCAAUAGAUAUAAUAAAUUUGCCGGACGCCAUUCUGCUAAAGAUGUAGAAAAUAAUUCGGUUACUCCAUUUUUAAUAUUUAUUAUAUUAUAUUUAAGAAGAGACAUUUUUUAUAUGCCUUUGGAAUUAAAAAAGAGAUGGGCAAAUUUAUUAGAAUCCACUUGGAAAAAUUAUGAUAAAUCCAUCGAUCCAGAUACUAACGCUGUAUAUCUACUUAUUCGUGGAAUAUUUGAAAAAUUCUUAAAUCAAGAUGAUCCUACAAUAGCACAAAAAACACUGUGUGAAUGUUUAUCGUUGGAAACCGGUAUUGUUUCAGAGACAUGGGUUAUUCCACAUUGUAGAUACGAGGUAAAAUAUUGUUUAUUUAUUUGUAGGUUUAUUUGUUUAUUUUACUAAUUUACAGAUUCUAAUCGAUUCAAUAGCUUGGCGAAUUAUUUUAUAAACAAUUUGGCAAUCAAGAAGCGGCAACGGAACAAUUUAGAUGGAUAUUAAAAGGUCCGAGACCAAUAUCACGUGGUGGUGGAUUAAUAUCACGUCGAGAUAGUAUAGCAUCAAUAGCUUCUAGAGCAUCAAUUGAUUCUAAUUCAUCAAGUUACGGAAAUAGUAACCCUGAUAGAUUUAAAAAAUAUGAAUUCUCAAAGGUUCUUAAAAAUCGUUGUACUGUUGCAACUGAUCAAAUAAGAGCAAACAUUAUACAACCAACAAACAUUCUUAAUAAUAGCAAGUUCGAACAACCACCAUCUUCAAUUCCUCUUUAUCAUAGUCGAAAGAAAUCCGGUUCGAGUUCAAGUUUAUUAAAAGAGAUACAAGAACAAUCUCUAUUACAAAAACAUCAUCGGAGACAAUCUUCUACUGAUAUUAAAGUUGGAACUCCUACUAA